CAUGAGCGGAAGAGGCAAAACCGGAGGAAAAGCCCGCGCUAAGGCUAAGACUCGCUCCUCAAGGGCGGGCCUGCAGUUCCCAGUCGGCCGUGUUCACAGACUGCUACGCAAAGGUAACUAUGCUCAGCGCGUCGGUGCUGGAGCUCCAGUGUACCUGGCCGCUGUGCUUGAGUAUCUGACCGCUGAGAUCCUGGAGUUGGCUGGAAACGCCGCUCGGGACAACAAGAAGACCCGCAUCAUCCCCCGACACCUUCAGUUGGCGGUGCGCAAUGACGAGGAGUUGAACAAGCUUCUGGGGGGAGUGACCAUCGCUCAGGGUGGCGUGCUGCCCAACAUCCAGGCUGUGCUGCUGCCCAAGAAGACCGAGAAGGCCGAGAGUUACGCUAUCUACGUGUACAAAGUGCUGAAGCAGGUCCAUCCCGACACCGGAAUCUCAUCAAAGGCGAUGGGAAUCAUGAACUCUUUCGUUAAUGACAUCUUCGAGCGCAUCGCCGGUGAGGCGUCUCGUCUCGCUCACUACAACAAGCGCUCCACCAUCACAUCCAGAGAGAUCCAGACCGCCGUGCGUCUGCUGCUGCCCGGGGAACUGGCUAAGCAUGCCGUAUCUGAGGGCACAAAGGCCGUCACCAAGUACACUAGCUCUAAGUAAAGUGCUGAAUCAACUGCUAUUAAAAGGCUCUUUUAAGAGCCACCCACGUUUUCGUCUAUAGAGGGCAUUCUGUCUGAAUAUUGAACUAGAUUGGCAGAAGUAACGACUUUCCAUCUACCAUUCGUUCUAAUGAUUUAAUCACUUCAUGCACCGCUCAAACUGGCACUGGAAAUAUUCACAAUAAACCAUAAAUUCUGCCACGUUUAAGAAGUUACAAGCCAAGUUGGAUUUGUAGUUUAUUCAAACUAGUUUUUCAGACCCUGAGCAGGAAUUGCUUUUUAUAAAUACAUUUUGCGUUGUUGGAUUGCUUUUUAAAACAAUCAAUAGAAUUGAAAAGUAAAAUAAAAAUGCAGUUUAGUAUUCUUUGGCAAAAAAAAAGGACAAAAUAUGUUUACGGUCGCAUUAUAUUAAUAUGUG
This is a messenger RNA of Danio aesculapii, 1066 nucleotides long. RefSeq names its product histone H2A-like. Gene Ontology annotation, molecular function: protein heterodimerization activity; DNA binding; structural constituent of chromatin. Gene Ontology annotation, cellular component: nucleosome. The record is from RefSeq and is a predicted model, not a curated record. The coding region runs from base 2 to 649 and encodes 215 amino acids. NCBI's taxonomy places the organism in Eukaryota, Metazoa, Chordata, Actinopteri, Cypriniformes, Danionidae. The transcript has 2 exons.